This is a messenger RNA of Phaethon lepturus (White-tailed tropicbird), 1179 nucleotides long. RefSeq names its product potassium voltage-gated channel, KQT-like subfamily, member 1 (gene KCNQ1). Gene Ontology annotation, molecular function: voltage-gated potassium channel activity. The transcript is spliced from 10 exons. Gene Ontology annotation, cellular component: membrane; voltage-gated potassium channel complex. The record is from RefSeq and is a predicted model, not a curated record. Lineage: Eukaryota; Metazoa; Chordata; Aves; Phaethontiformes; Phaethontidae. The annotation marks the transcript as partial. Gene Ontology annotation, biological process: potassium ion transport; transmembrane transport.
AGGAUAUGCCGCGUCCCUGCUUGUGAAGAUGCUGAGCAUGUUUCUCUGUUGCCCAAUCCAGCGCCACCGCCCUUGGCUGACGGCAAGUACCCCGUUCAUCACUUUGCAUUAGCAUCAUUCCCUGUCUGUUUCUUUUAGGAAAUUGUAUUAGUAGUAUUCUUUGGAACGGAAUAUGUGGUUCGGUUGUGGUCAGCAGGAUGCCGCAGUAAAUAUGUUGGAAUAUGGGGAAGGCUUCGUUUUGCAAGGAAGCCUAUUUCAAUCAUUGAUUUAAUUGUAGUUGUUGCUUCCAUGAUAGUUCUUUGUGUGGGCUCUAAAGGUCAAGUCUUUGCAACCUCAGCUAUCAGGGGCAUCCGUUUUCUGCAGAUUUUACGAAUGCUGCAUGUUGACCGUCAGGGUGGUACGUGGAGACUGCUGGGAUCAGUAGUGUUCAUACACAGACAAGAACUGAUAACUACACUCUACAUUGGAUUUCUGGGCCUGAUUUUUUCCUCUUAUUUUGUGUACCUGGCUGAAAAAGAUGCUGUAAAUGAUUCUGGAGAAACAGAGUUUGGCAGCUAUGCAGAUGCCCUGUGGUGGGGAGUAGUGACUGUUACAACUAUUGGCUAUGGGGAUAAAGUGCCUCAGACCUGGAUAGGAAAGACCAUUGCAUCUUGUUUUUCAGUAUUUGCAAUUUCAUUUUUUGCACUACCUGCGGGAAUUCUUGGUUCAGGCUUUGCCCUAAAGGUACAACAGAAGCAAAGACAGAAGCAUUUCAACCGUCAAAUUCCAGCUGCUGCCUCUCUCAUACAGACUGCAUGGAGAUGCUAUGCAGCAGAAAACCCAGACUCUUCUACAUGGAAGAUAUACAUUCGAAGACCUGCCAGAAAUUAUCAUUUGCUGUCACCCAGUCCAAAACCAAAGAAAUCGGUGAUGGUUAAAAAGAAGAAAUUUAAGUUAGACAAGGACAAUGGGCCUUCUUCUCCAGAUAGGAUGUUAACUGUUCCACACAUCACUUAUGACCACGUGGCAGAGGACAGGAAACCUCAUUUCAGUUUUGAAGCAUAUGAAAAUUCUGUGAAAAAAAGCCCAACGUUUUUAGAUGUGAACACAGGACCCUUCAUCAGGACCAACAGCUUUGCUGAUGAGCUUGACCUGGAGGGUGAGACACUGUUGACCCCAAUAACUCACAUCUCACAGUAA